AUGGCGCUACCGCUCCCUGACGUCAAAUCGGCUGUGGACUGUGCAUCCUUCGGUCACACUGUCCUACCCUUCUUGUCGCAGCUUACCACGCUUCCCCAGCAGCUGCAGGUCGCUGCGGUGACCAAGGAUGCGACCCUCCUGAAGGAAAUCUAUCUCACCACCAACCCUCUGAUCUCGGCUCUUGGCUUGACCUUGGUGCUCUCGGUGCUGUUUCUCAUUACAUCUGAGAUCAACCGCAAUUACUCUCAAGUUGAUCGCCUCUGGAGUAUCCUCCCAGCUGUUUACAAUGUGCACUUCGCUAUCUGGGCCCACAUGACGGGUCUUCAGACCCAAAGUCUGAACACCAUCGCACUCUUCACUCUGCUCUGGAGUGCUCGUCUGACGUUCAACUACUGGCGCCGAGGCGGCUACUCGAUCGGCUCGGAGGAUUACCGGUGGCAGAUUGUGCGCUCCAAGGUCAACAACCGCUUCGUCUUCUUCCUCUUUAACGUCACCUUCAUCAGCCUGGUCCAGCCGCUGCUGUUGCUCCUCAUCACCACCCCGACCUACAACUUCCUCUGCCUCUCGCAGAUCGCAGACCAGCGGUCGUUCGAGCUUCCGGACAUAAUCUUCUCCCGCGUCGCAUUCUUCUUCCUCGUGAUCGAGUUCUUCUCCGACCAGCAGCAAUGGAACUUCCAGAGCGCCAAGCACGAAUACCAGAAGACCGCCCGCAUCCCGGAGAAGUACAAGGGUGCCUACACCGAGGAGGACCUGGAGCGCGGCUUCGUGGUCAGCGGACUGUGGUCCCUAUCCCGCCACCCCAACUUCCUCGCUGAGCAGGCCAUCUGGAUCACCCUGUACCUCUGGAACUGCUACCGCACCGAGUCCUACGUGCAGUGGACCGGUCUGGGCGUCGUGGGCUUGCUGCUCAUCUUCCAGGGCAGCGUGCGGCUCACUGAGUCCAUCAGCGCGGGCAAGUACCCUGAAUAUCGCGAGUACCAGGCCCGCGUGGGCCGGUUCAUCCCUCGUCUGUCCGCGAAGCCCAAGUACAAGGGCAACGGCAAAAAGAAGGCUCGUCGC
Aspergillus homomorphus CBS 101889 is the source of this 1059-nucleotide messenger RNA. Its product is annotated as DUF1295 domain protein. NCBI's taxonomy places the organism in Eukaryota, Fungi, Ascomycota, Eurotiomycetes, Eurotiales, Aspergillaceae. The transcript has 2 exons. The annotation marks the transcript as partial. Gene Ontology annotation, cellular component: membrane. The record is from RefSeq and is a predicted model, not a curated record.